This is a messenger RNA of Momordica charantia (bitter melon), 1372 nucleotides long. It is a transcript of the gene EDA35, whose product is annotated as temperature sensing protein-like protein. The record is from RefSeq and is a predicted model, not a curated record. NCBI's taxonomy places the organism in Eukaryota, Viridiplantae, Streptophyta, Magnoliopsida, Cucurbitales, Cucurbitaceae. Gene Ontology annotation, cellular component: cytoplasm.
UUAAAUUCAAGAUUUGGGUCACAUUUGUAAAUACAAAAAUAUUUUGGGCCCAAAUGGGAAUUACCCUAACCUUGGUUGCAUUCUUCUGUCGAGCUAUAAAAGCUUCGGAGACCGCCGCCCUUUUCUUCCCCACGCAUCUGCCCUAGCCAAGAACUCGGAAUUCGGAGCUCAGAACUCAGAACUCAGAGCUCAGAGCUCAGAACCAGUGUGGCUGCCAAUGAAGGAGGAAGAAGUGAAUCGCUGUCAAAUUCAAGAAUGGUAUCCGAUAUUCAAAUCCUCAUCCAUCAAAACCCUAAUUCACGAGCUUCCAGAAUCGUUCGUUCACUAUCUCCUCGACGACUCUGGGCCGUUCCUCCUUCCGGUUUCCAUCUCAAACGAGGAUGCUCUACCCAAUAGAGUUGUUCAUCCCGAGGAAGAAGAGGAUUACCAGUUGAAAGAAGGAUCUGACGACGAAUCGGAGCAGUCCACUUCGCCUCCCUCCUUUCCGGAGCUUGAAUCUGAUGUUAAGCACUCGAUUCGUAAUCUUGGAGGUUCCGUCUUCCCUAAGUUGAACUGGAGCGCACCGAAGGACUCUGCGUGGAUUAGCCCUACCGGGACCUUGAAGUGCUCUUCGUUCAGUGAGAUUGCGCUCUUGUUUCGAUCGUCCGAUUCGCUUGUUCAUGAUCUGUGUCGCGCCUACGACUCCUGCGCCGAUAAGACGUCGUCGAGGCCAUCGAGAUUCUUCCUCGCGCUUCGUAAAUGGUACCCGUCCCUUCGACCGGAGAUGGAAUUUCGUUGCUUCGUGAGGAACCGGGACCUGGUUGGCAUUUCCCAGCGCGAGGUCACGACGUUCUAUCCUGCUUUAGUGGAGAAGAAAGAGAGUCUGCAAGCAAUCAUCCGAGAAUUCUUCGUCGACCAUGUGAGGUCAAGCUUCGAAUCGGAGAAUUACACGUUCGAUGUGUAUUUCACGAGAAAUGAAACGGUUAAGAUACUGGAUUUCAAUCCAUGGGGCGCAUUCACACUUCCAUUGCUGUUCGAUUGGGAGGAAUUGGAGGAGCAAACCGAUGAGGUUGAGUUCAGAAUCGUUGAGAGCCGGAGGGCGGUGAGGCCAGGAUUGAAGACUGCGGUUCCAUUCGAUUACUUGGAUACCAGCCCUGGAAGUGGAUGGGACCUGUUUUUGAGAAAUGCUGAUCAAGAAUUGCAGCAGCAAACCAGAGACGAUGGCUGAUGAAUCCUUGUUCUGUUCUUUAUUUAUGAAUGAGUAGCUUUAUAAUUUUUCCAGAAAUCGAGUUUUUGGUUAAAUUCUGGAAAUUUGUUAAUUGCCCAAAAUGGGAAAUGAUUGGAUCAUAGCUGAAUUUCCUAUUUAAUUUCUGAAGUUUUCAAUUUUUCAUGC